AACAACAAAAAAACCCAAAACAAAAGCAAAAACUGAAUUAAAAUAGAAGGGUUGAAAGAAAAAGGUGAGGAAAUUUUCCAUAAACAAUAAGAAGACAAAGACAAAGAAAGGAAAGUAGGUUCUCCGGUCUCGGGCCUAAGUCGUGGAGAUAUGGCUAAACUCACUAAGAAAGUCAUAAUCGUCGGUAAAUAUGGGACCCGCUAUUGUGCCUCCCUCUGGAAAAUGAUGAAGAAAAUUGAAAUCAGCCAGCACGCCAAGUGCACUUGUUCCUUCUGUGGCAAAACCAAGAUGGAGAAGAGACCGGCUGUGGGGAUCGGGCACUGUGGUUCCUGCAUGAAAACAGUGGCUGGUGGUGCCUGGACCUAUAACACCACCUCUGCUGUCACAGUCAAGUCUGCACUCAGAAGGUCGAAGGAGUUGAAGGACCAGUAG
Molecule: messenger RNA, 432 nt
Organism: Ictidomys tridecemlineatus (thirteen-lined ground squirrel)
Lineage: Eukaryota; Metazoa; Chordata; Mammalia; Rodentia; Sciuridae
Product: large ribosomal subunit protein eL43
Biological process (GO): translation
Cellular component (GO): ribosome; cytosolic large ribosomal subunit
Molecular function (GO): large ribosomal subunit rRNA binding; structural constituent of ribosome
Source: RefSeq, a predicted model, not a curated record